This is a messenger RNA of Mugil cephalus (flathead mullet), 3016 nucleotides long. It is a transcript of the gene gipc1, whose product is annotated as GIPC PDZ domain containing family, member 1. NCBI's taxonomy places the organism in Eukaryota, Metazoa, Chordata, Actinopteri, Mugiliformes, Mugilidae. The record is from RefSeq and is a predicted model, not a curated record. The transcript has 7 exons. Gene Ontology annotation, molecular function: protein binding. The coding region runs from base 563 to 1576 and encodes 337 amino acids.
GCAUCAUUGUUCCACCCUGCCUGGUCUGGCACGAAGCUAAUGUACAGCAGCAUACCGACACACUCACACACACUCGUAGCGUAUUUACCUGCCAACUGAACAAGUCAGGGCCAAGUCGACUUGUCAAGGGGCGGAGGAGUAACAGAUAUCGGACUUUAUCUGCAGGCCAGCGGUGUUUUUUUCUUUUCCUUACUUUUUUUUUAUUUUAUUUUAUUUAUUUUUUUACAAAUAACAACAUAAGCACCGUUAGCAGGCUAAGCUACCAGGAAGAGCCGAGGAUAGUUGGCUAAAAGUCCUGCUCUGCUGAAGACCUGACCUCCGUCUGCAGAUUGCUGGACUUGACUGAUCCAGCUAUGUAAGGUUCUCUGAUGUGUGGAUUUCUAAAUCCAUACAGUGCCUGGUCAAGACAACUCGUGAGCUGGCCUGGAGGACAGUACUCACACGGUGACGUAACUAUCCAACAGACCUACAGCUGAUUUGGCUGAACAGGUGUAUGUUGGUCUGGAUUGUAGCAUAACUGCUUCCUGCCCUCUGCUCCCUGUGGUUCCCUUGCAAGUCUACUAUGCCUCUGGGACUGGGAAGGAGGAAGAAGGCGUCCCCGUUAGUUGAGAAUGAGGAAGCCGAGCCCAUCCGUGCGGGCCUCAAUGUGGCAGGUAUGGAAGGCCUUGAUGGAGGUGUGGUCGGGUUGGGCGAAGGGGCCGCCUCUGAAGGUCUGCCUCCCCCUCCUAACAGCAUGCGACCUCGCCUCAUAUUCCACACGCAGCUCGCUCACGGUAGCCCCACAGGCCGCAUCGAAGGCUUCAGUAAUGUGCGGGAGCUCUACGCUAAGAUUGGCGAGGCCUUUGGGAUACCACCAUCUGAGGUCAUGUUUUGCACACUGAACACUCACAAGGUGGACAUGGAUAAACUGCUGGGAGGUCAGAUUGGUCUGGAAGACUUUAUAUUUGCACACAUUAAAGGCCAACGUAAGGAAAUAGACGUGUUCAAAGGGGAAGAUGCACUGGGAUUGACCAUCACUGAUAAUGGAGCGGGCUACGCUUUCAUCAAGAGGAUCCGGGAGGGCAGCGUCAUCCACCAGAUCCAGGUUAUCAACGUGGGAGAUAUGAUUGAGUCAAUAAACGGCCAUCGCCUUAUUGGCUGUCGACACUAUGAGGUGGCCAAGAUGCUGAAGGAGCUUCCCAAAGGGAAAGAGUUCACUAUCAAGCUGGUGGAGCCUCUCAAAGCCUUUGAUAUGAUCAGCCAGCGGUCUGGAGGGUCCAAGUCGGCAUCGGGGGUUCAGCUGGGGACGGGUAGAGGAACUCUCCGGCUGCGGUCUAAAGGUCCUGCCACUGUGGAGGAGCUGCCUUCAGCAUUCGAGGAAAAGGCCAUCGAAAAAGUGGAUGACCUGCUUGAGAGCUACAUGGGCAUCAGAGACAGUGAGCUGGCUGCUACCAUGGUGGAGCUGGGAAAAGACAAAAAGAACCCAGAUGAGUUUGCAGAGGCACUAGAUGAAACCCUGGGAGACUUCGCUUUCCCCGAUGAGUUUGUUUUCGACGUCUGGGGUGCCAUCGGCGACGCCAAGGUUGGCCGAGUGUAACCGCAGAAUCUAAUGGAGCAAAGCGACCUGUGUGGGCGUUCCACCCACAACGUUCAGCACUACUAGAGAACACAACACUACCGUCAUGAGUUUGUUUUUAUUCCACCAUCUAUUUCUUCUAUUUUUGUGAGUUUGUACCUUUGGGAGACUCUUCCCUGACAAAGAGGAUAACCCGGUUCAUUUCAGAGGAAGGUGACUGCGAUGACUUCCCAAGUGCUUUUAUUUGUCUUCCAGCUUUAUUCAGAAACAACGAGCACGCCGACGAACAUUUCCUUCGAACGCAUCACAUGAGCCUGCACGUCAUCGUUGUAGUUGCUGGUAGUGGAACGGGUUGAGCGCAGGUUUUUGGGAGAAAUGAAAGACAACGGCUGACACCAAGUAGCCCUUUGAUAUUUAGCUCAAAGACGUGAUAUUUUCCACAUUGCACUGUGUUGAACUGGGCUGUAAACCAAUGUCAGAAGUGAAUAUACAGUAGAUUGCACUGUACCUUACUGAGCUAUUGCACAUUGCAAGGCAUCGGCAUUCCCGAAGUAAAGUGUCGUCCUGAACCACUUGUUAGUUUUCAAGCAUGUGCUGUUACAUUUUUACCUUAUAAUGCAUUCUACUGGUUCUUCUUUUUUUAAGGUAAUGUUGCAGAGGACUCAUCUUAGUGAAUUGUAGCUCUUGACUAAAAAGCUCAGUGGUGUCUGUUGACGGGUAACACACUCCAUGCUGGAAUGAUGUCACAUUCCUGUCUUUCAUACAUUUGACAGUGUUGAAGAAAAUCAGUGUUAACUUACUUUUACUGAAGGUCAUUAUGUUUAGAAUGAGAAGCAGGUUGGUUUCCAGCUUUGUGGAUUGUGUUGACUUUUAUUUUGUUUGGUUUUAUUUUUUAUAGCUGGUGUUUUUUAUAUGAGGUGAUACGAUAUCUAUUUUAAAACAACGGUCGUGUAACAGAUGGAUAUUUUCAUCUCGUGUUGUACUUUAUUACAGAAAGCAUUAUUAAAGAAGGAGAGAAAGCAAGACGGAGCAGUUGUGUAAAAUAGAAAAUGGCCUUCAUUUCUUCUUAUUUUUUUACCUUUUAUACGUUUAGUUCGAAGUCUGGUGUGGUGUUGUGAAACAAGUAUACCAACAGUGGAGCUGAACACUAAAAGACUUCUGUUACCCUGCAGUCCUGUAUGUUGUUCAUAGAAAGGGGGGAAAAAAAGUCACUAUUCAGUCUCGGUGAACACACCUCCUACCGAAACUCUCGGUGUUAACCUCUUCAGUAUUCCCACCUGUUUGAAGCUAUUUUGUCGUUUUUUUUCCUUCUUCAGAGUCAAUAAUUAUCUAAAUGGGUUAUGUAAUAAAAUUCUUCCUAGAACACUGUAACACUAAAAAGAAUACAUUACUUUGAUGGCUUUGUAUUUCACUGAUGUCAUUGUCCAAAUACAAUGCAAUAACAACAUCCACAUAACAGUU